Messenger RNA from Cynara cardunculus var. scolymus (artichoke), 1284 nucleotides. RefSeq lists its product as uncharacterized. Gene Ontology annotation, biological process: proteolysis. The transcript has a single exon. The record is from RefSeq and is a predicted model, not a curated record. Gene Ontology annotation, molecular function: nucleic acid binding; protein binding; aspartic-type endopeptidase activity. NCBI's taxonomy places the organism in Eukaryota, Viridiplantae, Streptophyta, Magnoliopsida, Asterales, Asteraceae. The annotation marks the transcript as partial.
GUAACUCCUACUUUGUAUGCUAUUAUCUCUUUACUUACGGUGGUGUUGGCAAAUCGUCUGACAAAUGAUGCAGUUAGAUCUGGGAUUUUAAAGCAAGACAAAUUUGGUGGAAAGAGGAAACUAGAAGGGCAAUCGUGGAAAAGGACCAACAACGAUUUAGGCAAAAACCAAAAAGUGAUAAGAAACUUUGGGGCUCAGUCUCAAACAGGAGAAAAGGGCAAGGGAACUUACCCUAAAUGUGGCAAGUGCAAUUAUCACCAUAGCGGGAGAUGCAUUAUUUGUUUCAAAUGCAAUAAAGGAGGUCAUUUCGCUAAAGAUUGCAAGAUCAGAGAGAAUCAAUCAUGCCAUAAGUAUGGAAGCCCGAAUCACUUCAGGAAUGCAUGCCCGAAAUUGAACCUAGAGUCAGCUACUAACCCAGCACGACCAAUCAAUCAAGGAAAUCAAGGAGGCCAAGCACGAGGUCGAGCAUUUACAAUUGGAGUGGAAAAAGCCAGGCAAGACUCAAAUGUGAUCACAGGUACAUUUCUUCUGAAUGACCAUUACGCAUCCAUACUAUUUGAUUCUGGAGCAGAUAGAAGCUUUGUAUCCCUAGAAUUUAGACCAAAGAUUGGUUUAAAGUCGCAAAAGCUGAAAGAAGAUUUCGUUAUCGAAUUUGCUAAUGGUCAGGAAGUUAGGACUAAAGACAUAAUCACAAAUUGUACAUUACGUUUAGCUAAACAAAACUUUAGCAUAGACCUUAUUCCAAUUAGAUUAGGAAGCUUCAAUAUCGUUGUGGGUAUGGAUUGGCUAUCCAAAAAUCAAGCCGAGAUAUGUUGUUCUGAGAAGACCAUUCGAAUUUUGAAAGGAAGUGAAACGCUCGUGGUGCAUGGAGAGAAGUCCMAGAGAAAUUUCAAGUUAGUAACGUGUAUGAAGAUGCAAAAAUACUUGAAAAAGGAAUAUGUUGCGUUUAUGGCUCACAUUAUGGAUAAAGGAAUUAAAGAGAAAAGCAUCCAGGAUUUUCCCAUAGUUCGGGAUUUUCCCGAGGUGUUUCCUAAUGAGCUACCAGGAUUACCUCCGUUACGGAAAGUCGAAUUUCACAUUGACUUAAUUCCCGGAGCAGCACCUGUAGCCAAAUCACCAUAUCGUCUGGCACCAUCGGAAAUGAAAGAAUUGUCAGAUCAACUAAAGGGACCGCAGAAAAUGAACCCAAGUAUAUUUAGAAUAGUCAUGGACUAUGACCAGCACAUACUUUUUAUAGUUGAUGCUUUGAACUCUCAUAGGACCGCAAAGAUCCAUAUGAAGUAG